AUGCUCUCGAGACAGCAAGUGAUCCGAACCAUACGAAGGAAACCGCUCAACUUGGUGGCGUGCGUUUCGCUCGUGUUGGUGGUGUACUACUUUUUUUUCUCUGGCCUGGACUCCAAGGCGUUACAUUCUUCCACCAAGCCCAAAUACUCGUACAAGAAAAAGGGAACGGGCUGGUUUGGCAAUGGCAACAAGGACUCGCCUAUUUUGCGCAGCUUGCCAAAAAACCACAUCAGCCACUACGACUUGAACAUGUUGGAGGCCAAUGCCAAGGCUAAGGGCCACGAUGGUGAAGUUUUGAUUUUGACUCCCAUGAGCAAGUUUUUGCCCGAGUACUGGGACAACUUGAACAAGUUGACGUACGACCACAACCUUAUUCUGUUGGGCUUUAUUUUCCCCAGAACGCCCGAGGGCGACGAAGCAUUGAAGCUGUUGGAAAAGGCUCUCAAGCAGACACAAACAUCCAAGGGAAAGUUCAAAAAGGUGACGCUUUUGAGACAGGACACGCCGUCGUUGGAGCUGCAGUCGGAAAAGGACCGCCAUGCGUUGAAAGUCCAGAAGGAAAGACGCUCUAUGAUGGCUUUGGCCCGUAACUCGCUUUUGUUUUCCACCAUUUCCCCUUCCACGUCUUGGGUGCUCUGGUUGGACGCUGAUAUCGUCGAAACUCCGCCAACACUUCUUCAGGACAUGAUAGCACACAAAAAAACCCGUCCUUUCUGCCAAUGUGUUCCAAAGGUUUGUAGAGAACGGAAAACCACAGAUCCGAGGCUACGACUUCAACAACUGGAUCGAGUCGGAAGAAGGCUUGGCGUUGGCCGCCGGAAUGAAAGACGACGAGAUUAUUGUUGA
Clavispora lusitaniae ATCC 42720 is the source of this 846-nucleotide messenger RNA. It is a transcript of the gene MNN9, whose product is annotated as mannosyltransferase complex subunit. Gene Ontology annotation, molecular function: alpha-1,6-mannosyltransferase activity. Gene Ontology annotation, cellular component: mannan polymerase complex. Lineage: Eukaryota; Fungi; Ascomycota; Pichiomycetes; Serinales; Metschnikowiaceae. The record is from RefSeq and is a predicted model, not a curated record. Gene Ontology annotation, biological process: protein N-linked glycosylation; cell wall mannoprotein biosynthetic process.